GUCUGGGUAAAAGUGUGUGCAACAUGGCGGACGUGGAUGAAGGUUUCUUUAUGGAAGGAUGGAGAAGUGUUCAUUCUUCAGUCACAAAAGCUGACUUUUGUCGUUUCCAAGAUGCAGUGAAUGUAUGGAUAGAAAGACCAAAUGUUGUAAAUCGUCGUGUGAUGGGCGCACUUAUUGUGAAGAAAAUGUUUGUUAAACGUUUGACUGGCAGUGAUCUUGGGGAAUUUUUGUCUCUUUCUGAUGCUGAAAUCAAGUGUUUAUUUCAAGAUACUGAUUUAGAAGGUGAAACAUGGGAGUGUGAAGGGGGUGAUGAUAGUUUUGACCCUGACGAUAACGAAGUUUCUGGUUGUCAUGAAACUCAAAGUUUGUCGAAGGAUUCAGCAGUGCGUCUAGACGGUGAAGAAUCAGUUUCCUGCAUCGUUCGCAAGUUGAUACCGAGACAGGCUCAUGUUGAAUUAAUGGGUGCCAUGUUCGAGUUGGUCAUUUUAGGUAGGUAAAGUAAGUGUUCAUGCCAGGAAAUAUUGCGCUGUGUUGAGUCUUUUUUACACCAUAUGUGAUACUGAUAAGCCAAGUUGGAAAUAGCAGAAAAUUGAUCCAUCUAUUAUAACGGCAAAUCAACAGUACAUGUGCAUGGAUAAAGGGAUAAUUUCUAAAGGAACAUCAAUGUUUAGGGAGAGGGUACAGCUAGAUAAUUCGGUUUUAUCAACUGAGUUGAUAUCGUAAAUUUGCCACCAUAAAUAGUUUCCAAAGCUGACAUUUUUAGCGUUAGCCCUUCGUUAGAGGGGUACAGUGCAAUGUCUAGAACAACUGUGUCGAAAAGCAGUAACCAGUCAAGUCACACAAAAGUCAUCUUGCCUAAAGUCAAAUUGCCUGAAACCAGAGUUAUUUCAAAAUCCCCAGUCAUGUUGCUCAAAGAAACAAUCAUUUAGAAGGUUACAUUUACACACUACAAAUAGGCAAUAAAGUUGAGAAAUCUUUAUAACUCAAACAUCAUGAAGUCUUUGAACACACAGAUGGUCAGAAUUAAACUAUGUCUGAGUAAAUUGGCUCUAAGAGCAUUUUGGUUCAUAACAAAGUGAAGUGUUCUUUGUUUGAUACACAGUUGCUUUGUACCCUCGGAGGUUUCAUACCCAGUCAAUUUGAACCCAAACAUUACUGCCCAAAUUUCAACAAUUCAUACCCAGUUUGAGUCAGUUCAUUCCCAACCUGCCAGUAGAUUUGCACCCAUCCAAACAUUCAGUGAUGGUCAAAACCCCAGUAAACAGAUGUUGAUCAUCAUGUUCAACAAGUUAAUGAUAAGUCUUGCAGGUAACAUCCAAACAAAGUUAUUUAAAUUUGUGUUUAGUAGUAACCUUCCCAACAAUAACAAAUAAAAACUCCAGUUUUUCAUAGUUUCUAACGACAAGUUCAUUUAAAGUCAAGCAAGUAACAUCCAAGUCCUGUUUUGUCUGUUUGUUACCUUUUUAGUAACAAAUAACUUAUUGCCCAGCACAAGGUUAUUGUGAUAUUUCCGAGAUAAGAGUUUAUUGUUUUUACUUGUGACUUUCUAAACAAUAAUAGUCUGUUAGCAUCAUUUCCCUUACAGUUAUAUAAAUUUAUUUUUUUCCCUCAUUUAGUUUUAGCUCUGCAUCUGUUGCAAUUUAAUUUAAUUAAUUUUCUGUGUCAAUUGGAGACUAGUUCAGGGCAGUCUGAAUCAGUUGCAAUCUUUUUUUUCACUUCUGUUGUUUUGUAUAGAUUCUUUUAAAUCACACAAUGGAAGUUUGUUUACUCUCAUGAAGUUAAGUCAAGUGUUGCUGUUAAUGCCUACUUUCUUCAAUCUUGCUUUCUAAUAUCAAUUUUAAUUAUGCAGUAUUCCUAAAUGGGUAAAAUAGUAUUUGACCGGAAUCUUUUAGUAUUCAAUAGAUCCUUAUUUUCUUGAUAAGUUGGAGGUAUCUUGUCAAAAGCUAUGGCCAGUGACUCGCUAAGGACAGUGUACCAAUGUUGAUUAUUUAAAUGGCUUCCUAUACUUGACUGUACACCUCUACAAGGUGUUUUCCUACCCACAAGCCUCAGUUGCAAGGAAUUAUGAAAGGAAAGUGUGAUGGUUGAACCAAGCCUGAUGGUAUUCUUUUUUAUCAUCACAGAAAAAAACAAAAGUCGAGUUUCCUUUUGUCCACUUUCACUGAUGGCAAUGGAGAGAGGUUUCAAAAGUUACCAAGACCUCUUGGAAAUGUCCAAGUCAUACUCAUUUGUUUAUCAUCAGCCAUCUUGCAAAGGAGAACAUGCCAGGUACAGUGUAUAUGUGUAUUUGAUAACACCUACAUGUACACAAUUAACGAUAAACCUACAGGGGAAAGGUGUUUAGAAAACUAUACAAGUUUGCUGCUGUGACACUGUGAAAUUCCUUUUUACUUGGGCUUCCUGUGGAAAAUUCCAAGUCUUAAAUUAUCCUGCGGUUAUUGUUUAUCUUCCUAAAAGGUACUCCUGGCUUUCUUUUUUUUCUAUGCAGGCACUGAUUAUCAGGCUCUAACUUCUAAACAAAAGUGUUCUAAACAGCCUGAAAGGGUUUAUGGUUACUGGUUAUGAUUUUUAUCUGGUAAAAACCCAGAUUUGAGUUGGAAUGUGUUUGGAAGCUUGGAAGCUUGAAAUUAUUCAGCUUUAAAUGUGGUUUUUGAUGGAACAAUUUCAGUAAUUUUUAUCAAAACUUGCAGCUUACAGUCACUUUCUAAUAUUUAUAUUGUAACAUGAUUAUCUUUGUAUUGUUACAUGAUUAUCUUUGUUUACAGGGUUUUCCCUAUAGCCUUUUGCCUCUAAAUGAAUGAAUUAUUAUUGUGACUAAAAGUUUUCUCUCUCUUUUUACUGAUUAAAAUUAACAAUAUGAGGUAAUUUUUUGUGUUUGGUUACUGUUGGAUCCAACCACGAAUGUAAACACACAGUAAAUGAUUUCAUAAAACAUUUGAAAUAAAUUUAAAAUGAACGGUAAAACAUGACAUUUCAACCAACCUUUGGUCAUUUUCAAGUGAAUAGUAAGAAUGUCACAAUGAAUAUACAUAUAUGCAUGUAAAAGUUGGCUAAUAGAGGACCAAGGGGGGAGCUCAUAGUAACUCUGUCUGUUUUUCCAUAAAAAUGGCUGUUAAGCAAGAAAAGUUGGUCUUUUGCUGCCACUCUAACAAGAUCAACAAGGAUCAGCUCAUUGGGGUUAAGGUGUUGUGUUUCAUCAAAUCAAUUAUCAAUGAAAGCCUUAUUGGUGAGUAGUUGUAUGGUCUCCUCCAAGGGUACAUUCAUUAACAGGGAAGAAACAUCAUAGGAGACCAAAAUAUCUCCACUGUAUUUGUCAAUUCAUGGACCUCAUUCACGAACUUGGUCCUCUAUUAGCCAACUUUUUUAUGUGCAGCAUUGAGGAUACUUUGAAGCAUGAAGGCAAGAUGCCCCCAUACUGCAAGAGAUAUGUGGAUGACACACUAAUUAUCAUGCCAGACACAACAUCAGCAGUCAAUUUCCUCAAGAUUUUAAACUAGUGCUAUUCCUCUAUUAAGUUUACCAUGGAGACAGAAAGUGGCCGCAAUAGCAUGCUUCUCUUUUUGGGCACCUAGCCACUCAACAAACAUAAGUGUUGAGACUUAGGUGUAUGUUAAACCCACAAAUACUGGCCUCCUGCUGCAUUACAAGAGCCAUGUAGACAACUGAUACAAACACAGGUUGCUAUAUACUAUGGUUGAUUGUGCAAUUUGGCUUUCAUUCAAUCGGUGUUACUUCUCCAGGAAGAAUGUGAUUGACUGAAAUGAUUGUUUUCUCAACUAAAAUAACCUGAAGAACUUGUUAACUCUACUUUUCCAUGUUUUAUUUUUUAUUUGGUUUUUAAUUAGCUUCUAAUUAUUUCUUCUCUUUGUAUGCUCUUAUUGUCUGUUUACUCUGCCAAAAAAUUUUACACUUCUUAUAUGCAUAGAUAUAUUCAUCAUGUCAUUUCUACUAUUCACUUGAAUUUACCGAAGUUUGGUCGAAAUGUUGCGUUUUACCAUUCAUUUUUAUUGUCAAAUACAAUAAAUGAUUGAAUCAAUCAGCCAAUGGACUUCAAUUGUUCCCACCACUUGUGUUUCACAUCAGAUCAUAUAAAAUUGAAGCAGUUUACAAUUGUCCUGGGUUUGUGCCUGAACUGGACUUUUUUCUUGUUCAAUGAUGCUUAGUAUAAACCUUAAAGGGAAUUUUACAUAAGAUGAAAGUUUGUGUCUUAAAGGUGAAGAUUGAUUGAAAUAACUCAAGUAAGUCUUGACAUGUUUUCAGUCUCACUUUGUAUGAUCUCUCCAAAAACUCAUGUACCCACUGACUUUCCAAAGCAUAGUGUGGUUUUGGUUUUUGGCUACAAAAUGAAUCCUGCUAAGUGUUCACUUAAAGAGACAUAAAUCACUAAAAAUAGACCUUUAAUCAUAGAAGUGGCUUUGAGCAGACUUGACAAAACCUCGGGCCAUUUUGAUAUACAUGUGUGUUGUUGGUAUUUGCACUUUGAGAAACCUUACAUGUACUAACUCAGUAACAGACUUAAUGGGAUAAUAACAUACAUUGCAGUGCACUACUGGCAUCAAGCCAGUAACCACAACGCACAAAAUGAUGCCAUUAUAGAGGGAAUUCCCAGUAAAGGUCAAGCUUACCUCUUGUUAGAAUAGAAAGAUUGUGAAUUCCAGUGCUCAUGAUUUAAACAUUUCUUUUAAGCUUUUCUUUCAAUAUUUUUGGUGAGAUUUUGGUGUGGAAAAGGCAUGAGUUGAAGGCCCAUCUUGCCAAAGCUUAUCACAUGGUCAGAUUUCCCACUAGUACUGCAGUAGAAGUAAGUGUCCUGUCCAAGAACACAACAUAAGACUUGAGUGAGACUUGAACCUGACCCUUUGAUCUAGAUUCUUGCAUACUUCUUACUGGGGCACUGUAUCAUGACUGACAGAGAGCACGAAGAACAAAUCAUGCAAUUUUAAGUGCCACUGAAUAUUUGACAGGUCAUAUGGAUGGAUGGAUGGAUGAAUUGUGACACAAAUCAUUUUUCAUAGCUUAUGAUAUCAUUGUCCAUGGAGCCCUUCCUUUGAGAGUCUGUGCAGGUUAAUGUUUCUUAAAGUGAUGAUUACAAUCUGGAUAUUCUGACUUGGUUUCAGCUUUUUUAAGACUACACUUCCAGAAUAAGGCUUGUAGACCCUUUUUGGAGUGAGAAGUAUGUGAAAGAAAUAUGGAAUGCAUGUGAAAAUCCACUGAACUGCUGUCUGUAAAUAAAUAUUACUGCCAAGGCUAAUGCCUUUGAGUAUGCUUUUCUUUAAGCUGAUGGAGUGCACCUUAAAAUCCAGCACAUACACCUUACACUGUAUCACCCAGGAUGAUUAGUGUAUCUUUGCAUAAAUGACAUGACAGCUCACAUUUUUCCCUCAAUAAUCUAUAAAUGAUUUAUUCCAAACUAUGUUGAUACCAUGCCCAUACUGUGGGAUCAUUUAUGAGGUAUCAGAGGUAUAUUCGUUUCAAUCAUCAAUAUACAGCCUCAAAGAUAUAUUAAAAAUAAAGUAAUUAAGAUCAUCAACUUUCAAAUUGAGUAGCAGGGGGACAUAUAAGAACUCAUGUGGUUAAAGGGUCCCUUUAGCGUUCUUCUGAAAAUAAACAUAAUCAAGUUAUACUCUGUCUUCUCCUAGAAGGUUAACAGAUGCAAGUUCAGAGGCAUCAUCUAUAAAAGUAUCAACUUUCAAUUUAGCCAAAAAAAGGAGAAAAAAGCUGAUGAAAAAAAAGGGGUUAAGUGCUCUAGCUAGCUGCUUUUAAGUACAGACACUGCUGCAACAGGCUCUCUUGUGUCAAAGCAUGCUCUUCUCUCUCCUGAACUCUGUUCUGAGUAACAUAACAGAAACCAUUGUUAGAAAAGGGGCUGUCCAGGGUACAAGGUCAGGUUAAAUUCCUUCAUCCACUUUUGUAAAUGUUUGCUAAUAAAACAGAACAAGGAAAUUGUUGAGAAAUGAGAAAUUAAGAGCUAACUAUGGUGUCAGAGUAACUGAGGGUUAGCUCAGAGCCUUAACUGAGAAAGCUCAUUGAAGUCUUCCAAGAAUCAAUGAGGCAUCCUGCACUCCUUUGAUAUUUCCUGCUCCCAGAAUUCUAUGCUUUAGCAAAGGCAGGCCCACGAGUUUAAACUGAGAUACCCACUAUUUGUAAUCAUCAUUCAUAACCACAGGUCAUUCACUAAAAUUCAAUGUAUUGUAAUUGGCAUUAGAGUUUCACUACUACUGAUGGACAGUGCAACAUUGUCUGAAAAUGGAAGGGAUGGGAUAUUAUGUCCUACAAUUCACUGGCUGAAGGAUAUCUUACUUCCUAAACUUUGCAAGUGGGCAGGAGAAGCUCAGGGUAGCCAAGUUAGUAGAGGAUCAUUAAGACUUGUCCCUUUGGAUCAAUACACAAAGAUAUAUCAACGCCUAAAACAAGACUUUGGAGAAAAGUUUGUAAAGGUUAGUAAUUCAGUUCACCCUGGUUGUGGUACAUUGUGUAGAUGUUCAUAAAGGUACAUAAUUAACUUAACUCUGGUUGUGAUUGUGUAGACAUUUCCACAUCAUUAGUGGAAGUCAACAUGUUAAAAAAACCUUAUUGAUCAUAGAAAUGUUGUCAACAAUGUUAAAAAAUUACCAGUGAAACCAAACAGCUGCUCCUUAUGGUUUCACCUAAGUUACAAUAGCAUUGAAAUUUUUGAUAGGUUAUGCACCAAAAGUUUUUGGAAAAUCACUCUUGCAGAACAUGAUCAACAGUUGCCUUUUUGUUUUAGUUGUUGUUGUUGUGAUAAUUUGUGUUACUGAAUGACUUCCACAAUGAAAUACCAAUAAGAAGUGGAUGGUUAUAGACUCUGUUAUCAUGAAUUGUUAUUAUCACCCACUUAGUUUUAGUGCUCUUUGCUUUGGCAUGGGUAAUAAUUUCUUUGAGGUCAUCUUUCUUCAAGCCUAUGAGCCAAAAACCAGCUUUCUUUUACUCAAGACUUUUCUUCCACUUUUUCUUCCAUCGUGACAAGUUUUUCUUCAAAAAUUUCUUCAAGAACACUGAUCCUAAAAUGCAGAAAUUCAUCACCAUCCACUUUUCAGAAAGUUGCAAUCAUUUGCAAGAGCAAAAUUUUCUCUGACAUGGAAAAGAUUGCUGAGCAUUUAUGUUACAUGUUGUGUCAUUUUUAUUGUUGAUAAUAUUUGUGAUGAAAGUUCUUGACCAAUGAGCAUGCAAUAAUUUCCACAAUUAUUAUAAAAAGACACUUUUAGGAAGAUAACUCUGGCAUGUUUGAAUUUAGCCAACAUGCAACAGUAACAUGUCAUUUUUCACGAAAGACUUAGGUAAAGUAAGGCAAAUAUAGUAGAAUCAAUACUGGAAUUGAAGCAAUCAAUGACAUAAAAUAACAUAAAAUAACAUAACUGUUUAAUGCAGUUAAAUGCAAUUUGAUGGAGUUAACAAUAAAGAACAUCAACAUUCUCUAGUAGGUUUUUUUUUUGUGCAUAUUUGCAUGCAUCGGAUUUCCUUGUGCUCUUCAAUGGGUGCCUGUGUCUCUUUCCUGUGUGGGGGCUCAUGGCUGGGUUGCCAGGAUUUGCCAGCCAUGGGAGAAGUCUCCAUCUAGGAGCUGGCUACCAAUAGUGGAAGCUCUUGGAUGUUUCAGGCACCCAACCUCCACAUAGGGACGCAGUUGUUAAUUCAUGAUUCAAAUUCAAAUGAAAGGUGAAAAGGAGACAAAAGAUAUUAUCCCUUUCAAGUUUGUCUCCUGAAAUAAUUGAAAAUGCAAAUUUACUUCUGAAUAAUGUUCACAAUAAGACAGUUCAAAAAUUUCCUAAAACAUUAGUUAAAUGGCAUCUGAGUCUGUUCUUGAAAAUAUUCAGUUUCUGCCUCUGUAACAUUAUUAGGUAAAUUAUUCCGUUCAUUGACUAUAUUUACAAAGAAAGAAUUGUUAAAACUAUUUAGCUUUGCAGGAAAAGGUCUAAGUGUAUGGUAAUGGUUGGCUCUUAACAGUCCAAAGUCAUGUGCAAACAUAAAUACUCAAAUGGAAGUGGCCUGUUAAGACCAUUAACUGUCUUAUAGCACUUGGUAGGGGAAGAAAAUAAUCUUCUCUGAUGUAGAGUUGGCCAUUUGGGGUUGUGUCCUCGUGUACCAGUACACAAAGGAACGAAACAUUAACGAACUGCGUCACAACUCCAUGUAUGGAUAUGAAAACAAUAGGAAUUCCCCCGUGUACCGGUACGCCAGGACAGCCCCCCAUUUGGGGAACUUUCAUUGCUCUUCAUAAAACAUUUCUCAGCCAAUGCUUCUGAGAGCAUAUCUAAAUGUCCUACGUUGGACCUUGUCUAAAAUAACAGAGUCCUUUUUGAGGUGUGGAGGCCACACUGGAGAGCAAUACUUUAGUAUUGGACAUUCUAAACUCUUACACAAUUUCGACUACAAUUUAGGCUUUCUGGGGCCUACCAUUCGACUCAUAAAUCUGAGCAUGCUGUUUGCCUUGUUUGCACGUUUGUUGGUUGGUGGGCUCAAUGAUACACCGUAGAUUUGAUGUGAUGUGAACUCCAAGAUCCUUAACUUCAGAACAGCUUUCAGCUGGUUUCCUCAUAGAAUGUAUUCAGGCUCCAUAUUAUCAUUCUUUUUCAAAACAUGCAUUAUCUCACAUUUGUUGACAGUGCUCCAGGACUGCAAUUGGGUAAGGUCCCUUUGCAGUUCCUCUAUAUCAUCCUUAGCAUCCCAAACUGCUCUGGAGUGAAGAUAUCAUUUGUUAUCCAAAACUGAACAAGGUGCUGUCUAAGUAUCCUUUCACAGACUCUACACACAAACAAUGUUUAUGAGACAGGAUGGUAAUUCUUAUGAAUACUUUUAGCACCUUUCUUGUGUCAAGGAAUGAUAUCAGCCAGUUUUGUGUUGGGAGAUAGCAUGCCUGAUAGAAAGAAUGUAUCAAAAACAUCUCAUGAUGAUGGAGACAAAGUUCCAGCACAAUUUUAGAAUCAUAGGAUGAAUACCAUCCAGGCCAGGGGAUUUGUGGGAUUUGAGUUGAUUCAGAAUCUUGUUAAUUUCCCUAGGCAAGUAUUGCAGAAGACUAAGAUCAGUGUCUUUGAUAAUUUUGGUUAAAUAAUGGGAAAUUAGAUGAGUACUCCUUUGUAAAAACUAAUGCAAAGUAUUCAUCCAUGGAUUCAGUGAUAUUGCUUUCAUUUGUUAAAAUGUCACCAUUAUGAAGCUGGAGAAUGAUUAGAUCAUUUGUUCCAUUAUUUUUCAACCUUAAAUAAUUCCAGAAAAGCUUUUGUUCAUUUCUGUCAUUGAACAGAUUGUUUGCCAAUCUAUUAAGGUAUUCCCAGUGGACCUUGUAGCAUUCUUUCUUCAAAAGGUUGCUCUUAUUUUUAUAUAACAGCCAUGUAUCAUCAUUAUUACUAUUCUUGGCCUUCUUUUAUAAUUGUUUCUUUCUUUGUAAAAGUUUGAUUAUGUUUGGGGAAAUCUAUGGGGCUUGGCAUUUUUUCUAAUUUCUCUGUUUGGGUGGCACUCAUCAACUGCAAUGAAAAAGGUUGACUGUCUACCAUCUUCACUCAAUUCAAAGGCUAAGGAGAGGAAAUAUGUUUCCAAUGUCCUAAAGAGGAAUGGCUAUACAAAAGCUUUUAUCCGUAACUGCCAAAAACUAUUUACAACUAGUAGCACUUCUCAUGAGAGGGAACCAGGGAUUGGUUUUGCUGUUAUUCCUUACAUUCAGGGUAUUAUGGAACCCAUCAAGAGAAUUUUGAAUAGCCACAACGUUAAAGUUGCUAAAAACCCUUUUCAGACUUUGGGGUAUAUUUUUGCCAAACCUAAGGAUCCUGUUGUGAAAGAACAAGGAAUGGACGCUAUUUAUUCUAUUCCAUGCAAUGACUGUCAUAAUGAGUAUAUCAGACAGACCAAACAUCGGUUUGGUACACCUUUGAAAGAGCAUCAAAAAGUGGCCUACGGUAUUUCUUCACCUAUAAGCCGAGCGAUUUUUCAGUAUUUGACAAAAAAGGUUGGGAGAUUUUUUCAUAAGAAAGGGAUUCGGCUUAUAGCCGAGGGUUUGGGAUUCAAAAACAGGUACAAAUUUAAUGUUAAUCCAAAAUGACUGUUAAUUCUGUGACUGCAGCACUCUUUAUGUGACAUGCUUUAAAAUUGACAUGACAAGAACGUAUUUCUGUCCACCAAUCAGAUUCUUUCCUCCCCGAGUCUGUUGAAGGUCUCUAACUUUUCGGGUCUCGACUUAUAGCCGAGGUCAGCUUAUAGGUGAAGAAAUACGGUACUUUUGCAAAAAAGAAAAUUCAGCUUUAUUGGAGCACACAUGCUUAACCAAACAUGCAAUUGGGUGGGAUGUCUAAAAUUAUCACCACUCAUCAGUGUUACCACCAGCACCUUUGUUUGGAAGCCUGGAAUAUUAACUCUGCCCACACUCCUUUAAGUUGUGAUGAUGGCUGCUUACUUCCUGACGCCUAUCUACACCUUGUCAGAAAAAAGGGUAGUUCAUUAGUGAGCAUAUAAAAGGACCUCCUGUUGCAGCAUUUAGAUCACCCCUGAUGAAGGCACUGGACAGGAGUGUUGAAAUGUUGGGUCUAAGAAUUGUUACUUCUCAGUUUCAUUCAUGAAAUCUUUAAACCAGAGUAGCAUCAAACCAUGUCUGAUUGUCCACCUGGCUGCCAUGUGAACUUUAAUAUAUGCUAUAAAAUACAUUUGAACAGCUUAUUUAAGCACGACCAGUCAGCUUUGUUGAAGUCAUAAAAUUUUCUUUCAGAUAAUUUGCAUUGUUACAGAUGAUUAUUCAUUUUAUAAGUUAUGAUUUUGUGAUCGGAAAUUGGUUGGCCAACAUCCACAUUGUAAAUGAUAUGGCUGUUGUUAGUCAACAAAAGGUUAAGGACAUUGUUUCCUCUUGUUGGUUACAACACCUAUCGAGUUAGGAAGUUGUUAGAAAUUACAGUAUGUCCCCGAACUGCUUCUAAUCGUUUCAGUUGUUAAGAAUUAAUCUAUUCUGCCAAUCAAUAUCUUUAAGAUUAAAGUCUUGGACUAAAGUCAAUUCUGAUUGAGGUGCCUGUAAUUCCAAAUUCUCUGCAAUGCUUACAAACAUUUUAUGUUGCUUGACAGGGUCUGUAAAACAUACCAAAAUUGAAAUAAUUGUUUUUGAAUAGUGGAUGUCAAGCGUUAAGAAUUCAAUUUCUAAUUCUUCCAGUAAGUGUCAUAGAUUGCAAAUGAUCCUGUCACUCAUAGCUACCAAGACUCCUUCCCCUUUGCAGUUUUUAUUGCAUCUGAAUACUACAAAAUUUGAAGAAAAUAGCUCUGUGUAUGUCAGUGAAUUGUCCAAAUUCGUCUCAGUUACUGCAAUAAUUGAAGUUGUACAGUUGUAAAUGUUGGCUUCUAAGGAUUAUGAUUUAUUUAUCAGAGAUUGAGUGUUAUAAUAGGCCACGUUCAGCUUCAAGUUGGAGCAAGACUUAACUCCAUGUCGCCUCCUAUAAGCAGCAAAAUUAUGAGGCUUGGGUGAGUGCUCCUGUAGUACUGACGCCAUCUUGUGAAGCAAGUGUGAAGUUGGUGAUCAGAAUUUAUUGAGCACCAAAUGCUACUUAAUGCUGGUUCCCCAAAACAGGACAAACUAGUAUUUUUUUGCAACAUAUGGAUUUUAUGAUUUCCAUUCCUAGAGUCUCACUUUGGCUUGAAAGUACAUGCUGAAAGUAUCAAAUUUGAUAAAAUGUGACAUAUGAUAAAGUACAAUUAAUUAAUGGUAAAUAUUUAUGAUUCCUCAAACAGAUGUGGCCAGAAAGUACAGAUCCCCAGAAAUUUGUGUAUGAAGAUAUUGCUAUAGCUUCAUAUUUGCUGGUAAGUACUAUAGUUUCUGAUAAAAAUGAGAAUUCUUAAAUAUACAGUCAGUAAUUUUAUGGUAAUUCCAUAUACCACUUAUUCUUUAACUCCUUUCCUAUAGCUGUUGUCUUGAACUCAGUUUUCUGUUAAUUGCCAACCCUUUGUGUUGAUUUAUGAUGGUGUAGCCUGCAUCAGGUCAGCUCCUAAUUUAUGGAGAUGCUAAAACUAGCCCAGUAAAAUAUGGCAGGAAUUUAGGAUGGAUAAGUGCUGCUUGCUGGCUCUUCACACACACACUCACACACACACACACACACACACACGCACGCACGCACACACACACACACACACAGGUGGCUUUUAAUCAACAGUUGUGAUAGGGAACCUAAAUAAUAUGAUGUGUACUUCCCCCCCCCAUCCCCCCAUCCCCCAAAAAAACAAACAAACAAACAGUCAAAUAGAAAACAAAACAAAACAAAACAAACAAAACACUUGUUUUCAGUGCUGGUUUUUUAGAUGGCUACUUUUUGUCUAUGCUUUUGUUUUGUUGCUGAAUUUGCACCUCUCAUCCCAGAAAUUACUAAUUCUAAUGUAGAUAUAUCCUUUGUUGUGAACAACCAUUACACACUAAUCUCUCAAUCUAUGCAUGUACCACUCUCUUUUAAUUUAUAGGAAGGGAGAAAAGUCCUUUAAAUGUUCUGAGUGGAUUGUCUUAGUUUGUGAGACUGGUGAUUCAUCCUCCACUUCCUUAUAAGAUAAUACUGUUUCAUCUUCACUGAAUUCCCUCAGUUUUAAGAGAAUGUUGAUAUAUGCCUUGGGGCCCCUUGCUAUCUGUAGAGAUUUCAACUAUCAUUUAACCUUUUAUUGCAAAAGAGUGACUGGGAUCUAACUUCUUCUUACAGCAUCACUGCUGAAUCCAAAAUUAAGGUCAUUAAAAUAAGGAACAUGAUUACAAACUGAAGAAACUUGUAAUUGCCAAACAAAUCCUCCUAAUCACUACUAUCUUGCAGGAAAUAUAAAGAUGACAGUGUUGAGAAUAUGAAUAACAGUAUUAGGGCAAAUAGGGUUUAAGAGACUGCUCCUAAACAACAUAUAAUCCAUUGUAGUUAAAAAAUUCUUCAUCUUCCUAAAUUUCAGUUCACUUGACAAAGACUGUGAUAUCAGAAAAUCAAAUUGACGGCUUAUUGAAUAUGGAUUAUGAGGAAGUGACACUUCUCAUAAAUUUGGACCCUAUAAGUGCUGCCUUUGAUACCACUUAAUAUGCCAUUCUUCUGUAUAUCAUGCAGUAGGAUUUUGGAGCCCUUGGUCCUGCAUUAAACUGAUUUGACUCAUUUUUAUGUGAUCAUUAGCAGCAUAUUUAGAUUGGUGGUAAAACUUCCCAUAACUCAACUCUUGACCAUGGAGUCAGUCAAGAUAGUUGUAUGGUUCCAAUUUUAUUUACACCUUAUAUCUCCCACCUAUUUUUUAAUUACUAUUUCUCAUCAUUUCACUUUCAUUUAUGAAUAAACUGAUGACAUUCAGAUCUACAUUUCCUUCAGACUUUGCUCUUUUCACUCAGAAAGCAACACUGUUCUGUGAUCAGAAAGUGCAUUUUGUUGAGAAAACUGAGUUAUGGCACACUUUGACAACUUUAGAAGAUAUCAAUUGAUUUAUUUGUUGUUGGUGAGGCCAUCUCUAGCCUUUAUAAAGCCUUUGAAACCUUUGGUCCUUGUUUGGUGAAGAAGGGCUUUGUGUGAACUGUAAAACAUCAGGCAGAUCAGGAAACUCUUUUCCAUACAUGAUUAUUGUGACUCAGUUUGUGUUAGUCUGCCUUAUGGAUUGUUUACAGAAAGUUCAGGAUUCUUGGGGUGAUUUUUCAGAUUGCAAAAUUUGAUCAUGUCACUCCUGUUCUUAUCAAUCUACACUAGCUUAUUGUGGAUUUCAUCCUCUGGUUUAAAUGGCACAAUUUAAGUUGCUGGUGGUUUAAAUUAAACAUGUUACCUUCUUUUUGUUUCAAAAGUCAACUGCUCUAAACUUAUAAAUUGUGCCUCUGUCAAUGCUGCUCCUCUCAUAUGGAAAUCCUUUUUUUAUCAAUUAAAACUUAGAGCAGUCUUACAGUUCUAAAAACACAGUUUGGAACAUUUAUAUUAAGGAAGGCUUGUAGUCUAUGAGUGGUAUUGAAUGUGAUGUGCUUUUGAUUAUUUCUCUUAUACUAGUAAGGCUAUACAUAUUCUUAAUUUGUUAGAUAGAGAAUAAUCUAUAGACACACUUAGGUAUGGAAUUUUCUUUAAGAGUUCAAUUUGAUGCCAACAAUUGAGAUAUCAAUUCAAACACAAGAGGAGAAACUCCAUAUCUACAAGCAACUGUGUAUUAUUUCGUUGAUGACUGUAUAUGACAGGAGUGGUGCAAACUGACAGUGAUUUCAAGUUCACAUAGAAAAUUUUUACACGGGUAUAGUUACAGCCUAAUUCUUAGGGCUAGAAAUCCUUGUAAAAACACUUUUAUUAUCAUUGAGGUAUCACAGAAGGAAAUUAGUGUUUUCGCUCAAACUGAGAAAGCGUGAAAGCUAUGCAUGCUAACCCUAUAAAAGUAUACAUUUCCUUAAAGCUUAAUGAACACUGAUUUCAGACAUAUGAUUUAUUUUCAUAAAUUUUACCAGAGUAAAGAAUGGGAGCUUAUUCAUUGAUGCCAAGACAUUUUUCAAGAUAAGUUUGUUUGACGGCAUAUUUUAAUUGACACGUUUCUUGCUGCCCGUUUUAGGAAAGAUUUCUUUUAGUUUUUUGCUUAGUCACUAGUACUACAGUACUAACGGUAUUCACCAGUACUACAGUACUAACGGUAUUCACCAGUACUGCAGUACUAUCAGUACGUAUGCUAACUGUGUCACUAGCGUACCAACGUUCUAGCAUACUAACUCCACUUCUGCGACAACCAUGACUGACCUGCGUCCUUAUGUACAAGCGCUCGAUCAGAGGACCGCAUUUCACUAGCGUACCAACGUACUAACGUACUAUCUACACUUCUCGAACAAGCACGAAUGACGUGUACCAACGUACUAGGGUUCGAUUAAAGAACUGCAUGUCUCUUGUGUACCAACGUACUAGCGUACUAACUCCACUUCUCUGACAACCAUGAAUGACCUGCGUCCUUGUGUACAAGCGUUCAAUCAGAGGACUGCAUGUCACUAGCGUACCAACGUACUAACGUACUAACUACACUUCUGGAACAAGCAUGAAUGACUUGCGUACCAACGUACUAAGGUCGAUUAAAGGACUGCAUGUCUCUUGUGUACCAACGCACUAGCGUACUAACUCCACUUCUCCGACAAUCUUGGAUGAGCCAGCCAAAAAUUUUGUUUUUACCUUUUUUAUCUACUUUAUUUACUUAUUUUCCAUUGUAAAAUGUCAGCCUGUUAGAGAAUCAGUACCUUUUUUAAUAUCCCAAACUAAAUUGUGAAUGUUGGGUUGAGGGCUUGAAAUCUUAAUCCAACAAAAACUCCACAUUCAUAGUCCAGAAACAGUUUUAGUAAUUAAGAGGCCAGGGCUCGUGUAGGUUCUUUAGCGGCUGAAAAUUUAGUUCGGGCUAUUCCAAAUUGGGGGCAAAAUCACUCAGUUAUUGUGACUUGAAAUCUUAACUUAAGAGCAUUGUGAAGAGUGUCAAAGAAAAUUCAUGUCAUUGAUUCUCGACAUAGUGACAUCCCUCACUAAUGGAGAUGUUUUCUGUUAGCAACUUUACAUUUUAAGGAUCCCUGUCUGUUGCAAAAUAUUUUUAAGCCAAUUUAUAUGCUUUCAGUCAUUAUGGGAACGUGUCUAAGUAUCGUAAAAAGGUUGUGAUUAUUCAUCGCGGUGAAUAACAAUAAAAGCUAAGUUUUUCGUUUGUCUCACGAUGUAGUCACAUGAUGUAGAUUGUGACAUUUUGACUGCAUACUGCUAAUUUUUUUUUUAGGCAAUGAGGUUGACUGGUCAUGCAUGAUCUUAUUAAGCAUGAUGCUCUGCUGUGAUUAGUUGGUUUUCAACAGCUCUGAUUGGUGCAUUUUGAUCCUUGCUUUUUCAUUCAGUGAUUUGCUCCCUUGGCGGUCUGCCGUUGCAUGGCUCUCCUGUUGUUGUGUUUUUUGAUUGUGGGCAUCCACAAUCAAAAGACUUCACCCUGACAACGUUAACAGAGACAGUGGAAUAGAAAUUCCAGAAGCGUGGAUGCCCAUGAUCAAAAAAUACAACAACAGGAGAGCCUAGUGACAGCGGACCACCAAGGGAGCAAAUCACUGAAUGAAACGGCAAGGAUCGAAAUGCAUCAAUCAGAGCUGUUUAAAAACAACUAAUCAAUCAAUCAAUCUUUAUUCCUCCAAAGAUAAAAAGACGUAUCUUAAGUUACAUCGGCAGUUAGGAGUCUGAAAAUACAUGACAUACUGUAUAGAUAUACAUAAGACAUACUAUAUGAAACAAUAGAAAGAUCAAAAAUUAUAUUUAAAGAUAAGCCUAUUUACAAUAACAUUCUUAAAUCUGUCAGUCUUUAUAUCUGGGUGAUGAGCACUUUUGUUUCUGAGUUGGUACUUUGUUUCUUUCUUCUUUGGAAUGAUGUUACUAAGUGGGCAAUCGCGAUCCACUGAAAGUACCUUGAAAAUCUUCUUAUUAGCCUUUUCUAAAAGUUCCUGAAUGUCUAUUCUCUUAGAUGUGUAUUUGCCUUUAAAGCAUCUGUCCAUAAAGUUUUGUAUGACCAUGAGAUCUGUGUCCAUAGUGCCAUAAACAGGCAGACCAUAAGUGGAGUUUAGUGAAACUAAGGCACUAAAUAGGUGGUCUACUUCACCUUGACUGAAACCUUCCUUCCGUAAAGAUCUUAAUACAAACAGACACUUAUUUGCCUAAAUCAACUUAGCACAUACAUGUUUGCUCUAUUUACAAUUCUCCUGAAACGUAACACCUAAAAUGGGCAGCUUCGUGCAUUGCCGAAUGUUAUUAACUUGCGCAAUAUCCUGAAUAAAACCUUUCUUGCGAAAAAUAAUUUCUUUACAUUUCGACAGAUUACAAAUCAUAUUACUUUCCUUAGACCAAACCAAAAACCAAUCCACCAAAUCCGUACAUCAGUGGUCAUUACUCCAAAUGGGAACAAUGAGAGUAGAGUUGUCUGCGUAUUUAAACAGGGCUGGGUGAUUAUCUAUGCUGAUUUCCAAAUCAUUAAUAAAAAUACUAAAUAAGUAUGGACCACUCACACUACCCUGUGUUGUGCCCCUGUUCACACAUUUCCAUUGUCCCUGAAAACUAUUAUAAAUAAUGCACUGUUGACGAUUCUCAAGAAAGGUUAAAUACCAAUUGAUUAUGAAUGGAUUUAACGAUAUAUCCUUAAGCUUAUAGGACAAAAGUUUAUGAUUAACACUAUUGAACGCUUUACUGAAAUCCAUGGCAAGCAAACGCACGGCUUUACACUUAGGGUCAUUUAGAUAACUAUAGAUGGUGUGCUGCAUACUGAGGAGUGUGUCAAUACUGCUCCCCCUGUCCUGUAGGCAAACUGAGUUGAGCUCAGAUGUUGCUCAACAGUGUCCCUCACGUGAAUGUUAUAAACAGACUUUUAAAAUGCACGUGCAAUUACAGGGGUGAUGUUGAUUCCUCUGUAGUCUAUCUUUCCCUUGGGAACAUCAACCUUGGGAGGGGGUUCAAGUGAGCUCUUUUCCAUGAUGAGGGUCAGGUACUGAACCUCGGGGAUAAGUUCCAGAUCUUGCAAAUUAAAGGUGUAAAAAUUUCCGUGUGGUCUCUCCAUACCCAGAAUGGUAUGAGGUCUGAUCCAGUGGCAGUUUUCUUCAGGUGCUGCAAACAAUUCCAUACCUGUCUUUCUGAAAUCUCAGGAACUUGAACUCCUCUCUCAAGUUGGGCAGGUGUAGGCUGUUUAUACGCACUGUCUCGACAAAAUUCAGCAAAAUAAUCAUUCAGCUCAGCCAAAGAUUGCAUGUCCAAUGUAACCAUGGCCGAGGAACACUGGUGCUGUGACAGGCUAUCCAUGUGUUUCCACCACUUCCCAGCUCCUACAGGUGCUUGAAGGAGAUUUCUCCUGUUCUCACUGAUAACUUCACUUAUUCUCCUGUUAAAUUCCCGAAGCUGAUCCCCCCUGUUUUGACCAAUCCUGGAUUUAGACCUCAUCAGGGACUUGAGAGGGGGUGUUACCCACACCGGAUCAUGCGAUGAGAUGCAAACUGUUCUGAAUGGCAUGCACUUAUCCACGUUUUUGUGAAUAAGAGUUUCUAAGUUAUUCACAGCCUCAUCCACAUCGUUUGUUCCCAAGACACUAUCCCAAGUCUCUCCCACAAUUUCUAAGUAUAACACCUCCUUUCAGUGUUUUCUGCAAUCCCAGAUGCGAAUUUUUUGGAAAACAGGUUUGAGGUUUGAUCCCACUGGUAAAAUGACCGCCAUGUGAUCCGUUUUUAUUGAUAUAGAAAAUGAAGCACAUUUCCCAAAUUAGUCCGGUCGAUUUGUAAGGACAUUAUCCAAGUAUGCAACACCCUUAGUUGGAAAGUCCUCAAGGAAGUUCCAUGCUGUCAAUUGACAAAGAUCAUUUACCUCCAGUUGGUUAGUAUCGCUGCCCAAGACAAUGGUCAAUCCAGGGUGUUGAUCUAAAGCAUUGUCCACUAAAUGAACAAGGUAUUGUAGAAAGUCCGAAUGCCUGUAUGUUGGCUGGGGCAGGUGGUACACUCCACACACUUCUGAUUUAUAGCAAUCAAUUAUGUCCAAGUCACUCCUUGCAAAUAUAGUGAUUCCACCUUUACAUCUGCUAUCCAGGCCUAACCAGUUCCUAUCUUGUCUAAAUAUUUUGUAGCUGGGUAUGUUAACAAUAGUGUCCAGCAUUCCUGGCUUAAGAUGGGUCUCAGAAAUAACACAGAUAUCAAUGUCUUUGUUAUUCAAAUCUGCCUCCAGUGCCACAGCAGCUCAAACGUGGUUCUUAGUCUUGGCAAGGCUGCAAAUAUUUGUAGAUAAAAAUUUAGGUACCAUAAAUUCUGAGCUGGAUUUGUUAGUCGUAGGAUCCACUUGUCUAGCAAUAGGGACAAGGUUUGCUCUAGCCAUGCCAUUAACAGGACAGCAGUCGACACUCCAAUGACUGAUUUCAUCCCUCCUAUUAGAAAUCUUGACUGGAAUCCUUUGUCGACAGCCUCCUCUAGAUCCUCUAUAUCUUAAGAUGCCAAGCAACUUAAAGGAUUGAAGCACUGAGGGGCUAACAGAACUUCAGUACUGGUGACAGAUAUUCAGCAAACAAACUCAGGAGUAUGUUGUUUUACUCGUAUCGCUCCCUUGCGGGUUCAGUUCAUCUAGUUGAUCUGUGGUCUCCCUCAUAAUAUCUCCUGGUCCAAGAUUACUUUCUACAUCCAUAUAAAUCGUUCUAUUUAGCAGCAGAUCAUGACCAGGUACAGCAAAUGUGGUGAAGCCAUGCUUCAUCCAUCUUGUCAACAUAACCCUAGUCUGACCGAAUCCUGGCCGAGACAAAAUUACUUUUGCUGGAGCCAACCUGCUUGAAACCAAUAAAGGUGUGGAAACUCUGUUUCCCUUUCCAAGGAGCGUCAUGUACCCUAUAUUCAAGAAGCUAAUCAUAGCAGAGCAUCAUGCUUCAUAAGAUCACGCAUGACCAGUUGACCUCAUCACCUGAAGAAGACUACCAGUAUGCAGUCAAAGCAUCGCGAGUCUAAGUAUGUUAUGAACAAGCAGCUAUACAAAUCACAUCUUUUCUUGUCUGGUAAAGCACUUGAAGUUGCUUUUAUUACGUGCAUCAUGUGUUAACUUUUGAAAUGGCCAUGUAAGUGGGUCCUUAACUAAUACAAGUGACCCGAUUAAGAAAUGCAUGGGUAUGCUCAACAAAGGGAAAAAUUGUCGACUACAAAUGGUUACUUUUGUGAACAUCAAACAAAGUGUUUGGUGUCCAUAAAUUUUGCUUUCAUUACAAGACAAGUACAUGUCUAUUCUACCCUUAAACAGCAGCAGCAGCAACAAUCUUUAUUUGUAGUCUUUCCUGAUUAACCUACCAGUAAUACAUAAUUAUAAUGAACAAUAAAUAGUUGUAAACUCUUAAGUGAUGUGGUUGCUUUGGAUAGAGCACCCAACUGACUGUGAUAUUGAUAUCAUAUUAAAUUGUGAUAGGUCCUUUGGAAGAAGGAGAGAUAUGAGAAGAAUCUUAAGCAGAAACAGAGCUUUGUUGAUCUUGGAUGUGGAAAUGGAUUCCUGGUUCACAUUCUCAGCAAGGAAGGGGUAUGUGUUUUUCUUUUUUUUGUGAAAUUUCAUCAUUAAGCAUUUCCUGAUAAUUAAGCACAGACCCCAUGGAAUAAGAUAUUUAGCAAAAUUUUGCUAUUGAAAGGAAUUGAACUGGGCAAUCACUUUUUUAAGUCAUGAAAGAUGCACAAAUAUUGCAGGAAAGUUAGUUAAAAUUAGACAUAACUAAAGCAAUUACUCUAGAUUCCUUGGGGAUAAGUUGUAUAAUAAACAGGCUAUUUUACAUGCAAGGUCAUAAUAACUGGUGUUUUUAACUAGUGGUUUUGAUGGGAAGCAUUUGAGUAAGUUUCAAAGCUGCAAGGGGAAUAAAACACAAAAAAAUGCCUGCUAGGCAGGUUAUUCAAAUGCAACACCAUGUGCAGUUGAAACCCACAUUUGCAACUGCCUGUACAAUAAUAAGAGUGAUUAGGUCAGUAAUGUCAAAGCAGCUGUUGCUGAAGGUAUAAGGAAAGUGUGGGUUAUGAAACAAUUAGAUUUUCCAAUACUUGUUACAACUCUCAUACAGUAAUUACCUUUACAGACAAGAAAAGUUGACCUUAUUAAUGUAUUUCAAAAAAUAGGAUCCACAAUUUCCCCCCCCUCCCCAAAAAAAAUCUCAAGCUCAAGAUGAUAAAAUACGUUGUCAUAGGCUAUGCUCAGUGCAUAAAAACUAGUUUGAUGUAUUCAUGUGCUAUCUUUUACAACAUCUUUGAACUAACUAGACUUGAUGAUUUUAAUUUUUAAUCGAGAUUCACCUUUCACUGGUGGAUCCAUCUUAUUUUUUCUACAUUAUUGGAUCAGUUGAAUAUUUUUACAUUUCAGCAUCCAGGAAGUGGUAUUGAUGUGCGUCGACGUAAAAUUUGGGAUAUGUAUGGUGGAGACACCUCACUCCAGGUUUUUUAUUCAAAGUCACUUAAAUCCUUGAUAAGCAUUAUAUAUAUAUAUAUAUAUAUUGAUUAUAGUCUAUCCUUGCAGUAUAGUGCUCAAUGUGUCCGUAGAGCAUGGUAUAUCUAAAGGUUGAACUAAUCAAUAAAAAAUAACUUUUCUGUGACUCUGAGUUUCACACUUACCUGAUCAUCAGAUGGAUUUUAAUGAAGUGUAUACCUCACUACAGAAAAGUUCCGUUUGACGAGUGCUUAGGCGUGAAACUCAGAGUCACAGAGAAUUGAUGUGUCCUCUUUAAUUCUUUAACUUGUGUAUACUUCGCUCUGCUACCACAGCAUUGAGCACUUUAUGCCAAGGUAGACUCUACCCCCACAUUCAUAUAUAUAUAUAUAUAUAUAUAUAGUACAGGUAAAGUGGGGAGUCAACGAUUCUUUUAGAUGGUGGAAGGUUCUUUUGUAAUUUACAAUGGGGGAGUUGGCAUAGUUAACAGUAAGAAUGAACAUGAUAAUAGGAACUGACUAGAUUUUAUCCUGCAUAAGAAAAAACAAAUGCAUGGAGUGGACCAACAAAGAUUAUAAUUUUUGGACUGUGGGAACCAAAAUUCCGUUUUCCAGAGAAACCAAAUAACUCACUCUACUUUCUCGAAUUAAAGGUUUAAUCUUCACAAAAUGUUGUACACAAAUCAAAAUCUCCCCUCUCUCAAAACGUCACCGAUGCGUAUUUUCCACGAGGUACGUAAUUUGAACCGAGGCUCACAAUUUCAAAACCAGGUUGUCAGUCACGCAACCCCCCCAAAAAAACAGUCAUGACACCCUCCCCCCAUUUAAGUGUUAAUCAGCUUAAAUGUUCUUAAACUUCUUGUGAAACAAUGUCCUUGAUUCUCUCGUUUGCAAUCUCCUUGGAUCUUCUACUUGGUCUCAAUCUUGGUCUGGGUUUGGCUGGCAGUCAGGAUCCUCUCCUCCAAUUUCUAGUUUACAUAUGAGUUGCAAGGGACGCUCCACGAUGUAACCAUUCCCUUGUUUAAGCUUCAAUCCUCAGACUGUUCCAUCCUUGCCUGUGACCUUUCCUACCACUCGUGCAAGCUUCCACAGUGCUCUAUUCUUGGUUUCAUCUUUAAGCAACACCAGCGCUCCUGUGUUUGGGAUUUCGGCAAUGUUACUGGUGGGCAGUUGCUGUCUUUCUUCAAGGGCAUGCACAUACUCCUUCUACUCCUUCAAACAUGUUCUUUGCUUUUCUGCAGAAACCUCAUUUGUCUGGUUACUUCUUCCUCUCCAAUCUUCUCAAGAUCCUCCUCUAAGAUGGGGUUUGGCCUCCCUCUGAGUGACAUGUUUGGGGUGAACACUGGUUGCUCAAAUUCCUCUCCCUGAUAAAACAAUGGCCUGUUGUUCAUGUAGAUUUCGAUGUCUAACAGGACUUCUUGCAACUCUUCAUAGCUGAGUAGACUUCAGCCAAUCACUUUAGACAUACACCUUUUCAUAAUGCCAAUUAGGAACUCAAAGAAGCCUCCCCACCAGGGGGACAUCCUCGUCUGGCAGUAAAUUCCUUUAAGGCUCACUGAAAUUAUGUGGUGGACAGAUUGCGACAUUGCUUCAAAUGGACUGCUCUGAUGCUAGCACAAGUGAACAGUGCGAUUUAUGCCUUUGCUGUACUUGACUUUGUAAUCUUAUAGUACACUGGUCCUGCAAAAUCUACCCACGUCACAACAAAAGUGUCUGAUAGUUCAGUUCUGAAAAGUGACAAUCUACACUCCAAGAUAAGUGAAGUGGACAAUGGCUUCCACCAAUAGCAUUGGCAAACUGUACAGUCUUGUAUCACCUUCUUAGUCAGCACUCUUAACUUGGGUACCCAAAACUUCUCUCGCAUGCGACAUAAGGUUAUUGAGACUCCCCUGUGCAUCAUGUGCUCAUGGAGUUGUUUCACAAUAAGGAAGGCUAGCUUGCAACUUCAGGGAAGAAAGAUUGGGUUGUAAUCCUUCACUCUUCCAAAACAUCUUAAUAUUCCAUCCUCAUCCUUCUUCAGUGCAACAUCUGACUUGACAUCCUGAGAUGCCUGGGCCUGGUGAAGCCAGUACUUCUCUGCUGCUUGUGUUUCUUCUGUUGUCAAUGGUCCCUUCUGUUUCUCUUUCUUCAUCUCACAAUGGUAGUUAUCCUCAGAAGCUUCUGAUAAGAUGCAUACUUGUUAAGAAGCUGAUCCACAAUUGGAUUUUUCUUUUCUUCUUUGGCAAGAAGCUGUUUCUCGAACUUAGGCUUCACACUCUCUUUUGCUGUUUCAAACACCUCUUUUGCUGUUUCUGACACCUCAGGUUGCUGUGGCCAUUUUCCCAGACAACUUAGCCAGUCUGGUCCUUUAAACCAAAGCUCUCCCAUCUUACAGGGCUCUGUGCUUCUACUUCCUUGGUCUCUGGGAUUGUCUUUUGUUGGGACAUGGUCUUUACAGUCUCCCUUGAAAGCUGUUAUCAUAUAUUUCUGCAGUUUAACCACUUGAGGUUUGCUUAUCUUUUGCAUAGCUUUUCUCUUUGAGUGCCAUUUCCAACUCAAACUUCUUAUGAAACCAGUCUUCUUCUCACUUGUGUAUUUCUUUUUUCUCUAAAUUAUCCAAUGCAUGCUUGAGCUUAUUCCUUAACUUGUGCACUGGUAUUAACUCUUCUUUACAAACGUGUGCCCAAACUUUCACCUCUUAAAGACUCAUUUCUGCAUCCAACAUUGCGUCCUUCACAUGGUCCACCGAAUCCUCAAGGCUUUUACAAAUCCCGCAAAUUUUCUCAUAAGCCAACAGCAAAUCUUCUUUUACCUCCAUAGUCAUGUUUUCUUUUAUCUCCUGGACAUAGUAGGUUGCCUUUUUCCACUCCUUAGCGUAGUUCUUCUCAGCUUCAGCUUUAUCCACCAUAUUUGUAGAAUUUCUCACUAGAUUUGUUGAUAGCUUUGUUAUUCAAUUCCCUCAAGAUUCUUGCACUCUUGCUCACAUGUAUUGCUGUCCUGACAGGGUCGCCACUUUUGGUGUGGGAACCAAAAUUCCGUUUUCCAGAGACACCAGAUAACUCACUUUAGUUUCUCAAAUUAAAGAUUUAAUCUUCACAAAAUGUUGUAUAUAACUCAAAAUCUCUCCUCUCUCAAAAUGUCACCAAUGCAUAUUUUCCAUGAGGUAUGUAAUUUGAACCAAGGCUCACAAUUUCAAAACAAGUUUGUCAGUCAUGCAACUCCCAAAAAAAACAGUCACAACAGGACCAUGUCGACGACAGAAUCGCAAAAAGCAGCAGAAUGCAGUUAAAACAAAAGAAAACAUAUACAACUCUCGUGGGUUUAUUGUGCUACAUAGUUGGCUUCCUUUGCUGGCUCUCAAAGUAAGCCACUCAUUCUUGACUCUUGGUAAGGAACAAUAUCUUUUGUAUACUAUAUUCAGCCAUCUUCACCACACACUUGAUUGAUAAUGCUUAUAUCACCUCUCACAGCUGAUUGAUAAUGCAUAUGUCACUUCUGAACUAACCAAUCAAUGAGCAGGAAAAAGCACUAGUCACUUUGGCUCAGUUUUUUGAAGGAUGGACAAUGCUAUCCAAUGGAUAGAUUGCUUUCUAGCAAAUAAGUAUUAACUAAAUGUAUUGUGCUGUCCACCAGAUAGAGAUUUAUCAAGCGGAUCAGGUUAUUCACCUUUUGAACAACUGGGGCCUUUAUGAUAUGUACUAAUCAGCAGCCUUUGUGUCGCACUUAUUAUGGCUUUUAUAUCCUCAGGGCCAGUUGUUUACAAAAGGUGGAACCCAAAUUAUUGUCUUAUGUAAUGAUUGGGCCUCAGGUUUUCUCUCUAGGAGGGUUGCUUUGAUUAAAUAAAUGUCCCUCCACUGAUAGCUUUUGGCCCUCUUGACGCUGUUCAGAAGGUUCAGCUAAAUUAAGGAUAGUUUAGGACGUGGUUUUCUUAAACAAGGGCUGACCUCUGCUUAAAUAACUAGCCCAUAGUCUUUUUAAUUAAUAUUAUCAUAUUUUUUUGAUUAAUGAAAUUUCUGGAUUGGAUGUAAUCCAAUCUGUAAUCUUAGCCUCUGACCAGCAAUGUUCCAUUUACAGGAAAAGGCAGUGAAUCCUACUUUACCUGGUCUGUUUCCAGAUGUCGACUGGCUCAUUGGCAAUCAUUCUGAUGAACUCACUCCCUGGAUACCUGUAAUGGCUGCUAGGUGGGUUUAUCUUGUGAUGAUCAGAAAGGAUUUGAUGUUCAGUACAUUUCACUUUUGAGGCUUUGACGAAUAGUUCUAAGUAUUAUCAUAUGUUUCUUCAUUGUCAAUGCAAUAGUAACAUAAUAAUAAGGUGAAGGGGCUAACCCAGAAGCCGUGUGGUUCCCCUAUCGUCUGGACUCCAACAAUGAUUACCUUUGCUUCUUUUAAUUCCGCCUGUUAAUUAUAAAUAAUUUUCUUACUUCAAUGCAAUUCCAUUUUUAAGACUUUCGUUUAAUACAAAAAGGCAUUCAGCAUUUCAGGUAAUUUUUGUUUGUCAUCCCACAACAUAUCUAUUGAGAUAUUUCUGCAUGGAAAAUUGUUUUGAAAUGCUUAUCAUCUUUUGUUGUACCAGGGCAAGAACUGAAAAGAUUGUCUUUGUAAAAUGCUCUCAUUAAAGAAAAAGAAUUUUUCCCUCAGGCUUUAUGAUGGGCCCAUCACACCAAUUAACCCUUUAACUCCCAUGAGUGCAUGACAAAGACAGAAUUUCUCCAUACAACAUCAAUACAAUAUCAACGAUAUAAGUGAUGAGAAUAAAGAAAAAAUCUCAAUUUGGGGUUAAUUAGUUGAUCCAAUACUAAAUUCCCAGAGCUAACAUUAUAAGUAUUGUAUGGUUGAUAGUAAGGAUAAUUACAAAUUUGAUCUGGGAGCUAAAGGGUUUAGAUAUUUCUGUUAAGAAAACUUUUGUUUUUAAUGGCAUGCAAUCCUGAAAUGAUUGUAAGAUGUUUAUCGUCUUGUGCUGCCUUCAGUAGUGUCACAGCAUGAACUGGAAACAUAAUGGGCUAGUGGCUGUAAGCCAGAAACAACCAAAAGGGAGAACUCAACUGUGUAUCAAGUGUGAAUGCUGAAGAUCAAAGAUUACUUUGAAACAAACACUAAGUAGCAUUGGUUCCAGACAGGGUUAAACUCACUCACUCACUCACUUGCCUCAAUGAAAAAUGUGACUUCAACUCCUACAGGUGACAGUAGCAACAAAAAAGUAUGCGCACUUUUUUUAUUGGAAUCCUAUUGAGCCAUCAUGGUAUAAAUCUCCAUCUAUGCACAGCAGAGUGUAUAUAGCAUGAUGUGGGCAUUUUGCCAAGUUCCAGUCCAGUGCAGCUGCAACUUAUAAAACUUUUAAGAUGGUUUUACCAUUCUGUCCUGAUUUAUAUAGACUUUUAGAGCUUUAAAUGAUUUCAGUUUGAAUAUUAUUUUGUAUUUUUGUAUCUUGUGUUUUGCAUACCACAAAAUUGAAAAAGCAGUAUUUUUUGUGCACAAGCUGGUUCAUGCUUUUUUCUGUGUUAAAGAAGUAAGACUUAUCUUAGGCUGCUUUCUGGAACUCUUAUGCUUCUCUCAUGCUUUCCAAAUUUUCAGUGUGGGUUCAUACCUUGAUAUACCCACACCAAGCAUAAACCAACCAGUGAAUGUUUUUGUUGUAUGUCUUGUCAACACUGUCAUCACACUCACAGUCCAUGAUGUUAAUAAUCUUAGUUAUACCCAAUACUAGUGCCAUCCCACCUUUCGACCUUGAGGACCAGAGACACAGACCAUCAUUUCACACAUCAAAGCCAUACUUAAUACUAUUUCACAUGUUCAUCAGACAUCAGGCCCUAUCUGAUCUUAAUAUUUUGGUAUUUUGUAAAAUAAAAUAUUUCUUUGUCACUUGAUAGGUCAUCAACCAUGGCUCGAUAUUUCCUUCUACCAUGUUGCUUGUUUGACUUUAACUGUAAGGUGAGUAAUUAUACAUCCAGUACUGACUUAAGUUAUGCAAUUAUGUGGUUACUAAGAUUGUUUGUGCUUCAUUCUGUCGUGAUAGUCAUUAAACUUGAUUUAACCUUUCAAACCAGUAUUGCUACUUUUGCAAAAGUGUACAGGGGCUUCUUUUUCUUUUUUUUUUUUCUUACAUGCUUUCUAAUUGACAGGUGUCAGAUCAUGUGAGAUACCUACAAACAAAAUGUUUUGAAAUUUGCUUGGAAACCUUUUAAAUCACCCUUAUCAUUACACAAAUAAAAAUGUUUUGGUAAAGCCUCCCUUUCUAAUUCGGAUUACCUCUGUUUUUUUCUACCACCUUUAUCAGGGAGUUUUAUCGUGAUACUCAAUCAUAAGUCCUCCUUUGAACAGAAUUGCAAAUUUGCAUGCGUAAAAUUGUAAUUUUUAAUGCAAGGGCAGGACAUUUGUCACUUUACCAAUACAGUUCACGCCUGUCACUCAAUUUUUUUCUACUGUGCCAGCUACAAAUAUAAACUUUCUUAUCUGUUUAUUUUUACCAGUUUAACAGGAAAAAUAGCAAAGUGACGCAGUAUCGAGAUUACCUGGAUUUUGUGUACAAUGUGGGAAAAACAUGUGGCUUUCAGGUAGAAGAAGAUUCAUUGAGGAUUCCUUCUACCAAAAGGGUAAUAAUUUAAGUUACAUAAUUAUAUGUUGAAAUUGUCCUUUAAGGGUGUGAUUAGGCAGAUCAGCUUCUAAGCUGCUGAGGAAUAAGUCAAACCAUGCACCUAAACCGUUUUGUACCAAAUCUCAGGGGGUAGCAACAUGGUUGAGAUUCUUUGUUUUUUGUGACAUAUAAUGCGUCAUGCCUUGCUCUUGAUGAAUUAGCAUUAAGGUAUUUGAUAAGUGAUUUAUGUGAAGCUGACACCGUGAGAAUCACAAAAAGCUAAAUUUUUUCACCUCAAGGCUAGGGAGGAUUGUGUUACUUUCACAAUUCUACAUACUUAGGUAAGUAAAUAGCUAAGUGGUGCCUUCUAAGUACUGUUAUGAUAAAAAUAUCCUUUUUGGGCUCAAAAAGAAAGAAGGUAUGCUGAAGCUGAGAUUAUUUCUAUUUUAACGCAAGGGUUGUUAAGUCUGAAGUACUUGAAAAUGAUGUUUCAACGUCAUGAAUUGAGCUCAUAGGAGCUGUAGUAACCUUUAGGAUUUUGAAUGUAUUUAAAUUUACCUGAAGUAAAUUUAUGGCAUCUCAAAUGGGAACCAAAAGUAACUCUGAAAAAUUUUUAAGUCCCUUGAUUGAAAUGAAGCUUUUUAAACCCAGUUCAAUGAUCCUACCACUCAGUAAGUAACAUUCUUUAGUUUCAAUUUCUUUAACUGAUUCAACAUUAGUUUUGUUAUUACAAAUCAUUAUUUUGUUUCUCCAAGAAGUCCAAAUUUAUGGCAUGCAUCUGCCUUUACUUCAUACUGAACCUUUCACUUGUUUUUUUAUUGGACUGAAAGAGUGCAUUUCCUUCUGCUUAAUUACACAAUAUAUAACUCCCAACCACACUUAUAACAAAUUGAAAAUAAAAAUGACAAAAAAUAUUGCAGAAUGGCAAAAAAUAAAGCCACUUGGCUUUGUGAGCAGGCAAAACAGAGAACAUGGAAGAGACAGGGAGAAUCAAUAAAAACAAAAAUUAGAUACAAAAGAGGGAGAAAUAUGGGAACUUUCUAUCAAAACAAAUGUGUUGAUGUACAACAAUGAGUGGUUUAAGAUACAGUCGACCAAGAGAGGAUCAUAUGAUCCUGACUAAGUGGAACCUAGUCUCAACUCUGUACUUAACAUAUCACCCCUAAGAAUUAAUCCAACAAAGCCAUGAUCUCAAUUGAGUUGGGUAUGUUUGUACCAAGCUGAGAGUGUUCAUUACUAAUGUUUUCAGGAAAUCAACAGCUCUUUUAACCCAUUUUGUCUUACUCCUACAUCAAGAUGGAGAAACAUAUACUCUUAAAUCUCAGGCUAUUACUUUCAAGCUGUAUCAACAAUAGCCUCUAUUUGGCACCAAAAAUUUGUAGGGAUUCGUCCACAAACAUUAUCUGUUUCAAGAUGCAAACAGUUUCCCGAGAGUGAAGCUUGAGGAAAACUGUGAGCCUUGAGGAACAGAUAAUAAAUAUCUGGUCAUAUUUUCAAGCAAAAUAGAGGCUAUUGAGUUCAUUUGCUUUCAAGUAUUUUGCAAUGUACAUAAAAAAUGUUUACAAACAGCCUACUGUAUGCAGCAUCGAAUGUUUUCUUUUGAGUGUUUUCUGGUACGACUUAAUGAACAAAGAAGAUUUUCCUUCUUCAGUAACAACCAAAAAACCCUCACUCAUCUUGAAUUAAAUUUCAAAUGAAGGCCUAGAGGACAUAAAGGUUUGAAAAUUGGGCAAUACUGCUUGGAUAUCACCCAGUUAAAGCUAGGGGAUAUUCAUUUUCAUGCUGUGUUUGGACCAAUUGUGCACAAGCAAAAAUAUUUGAUGGAUCACAAAAAGUCAUAUCUGGUGAGGCACAGUGUUUCGGCGUACCCAACAGUGUCAUUUAUUUUGUUGGACCAUUGAUCAGUUUGGGACCAUCAACCCUUCAGCUCAUUGCUACUCUUCAUGCUGGGUUUGUUUGUGCUUCUCAUGAAUUCUUUCAUCUAUGUUUAAGGUUUGAUUUGUAUUUGUUAUGCAUAGGUUAACUUUCUGCCCACCUUAUGAUUUUAAGCUAUUUGCUCACUUUGCCCUCUUAUUAAGAUAUUCGUGUGGGCUUAAAUGACCUCAAGGCCAUACACAGCAAUUAGGAUGGAGGUGACACCAUUCCUUUUCAAACAAAGAAACUGGUGGAUAGAAAGCCUUCUUUCUUCUGAUUAUGGUUCCCACAAAGCCUCUUGAUCCAAAAAGAUCUCUUGAGAUGAUUGUUCAAUAUUUUUCUUUCCUAGGGAAUUUAUCCAAGUACCAGCUAAAACUUCUUUCAUUUCUUUCAAAUUGUAAUCCCAAGACAUACCAUGGCAUAGGCUUAAAUUGUAAACCAGAGUCCAAUGGAAAAUUGCGGCAGAAAAACCAUGAAAAUUUAAGGCUAGAGACUCCUACAUUAUCCUUUUUCAGGGCUAAAAAAUUAACUCCAGUGCUUGGUGGCCAGCCAGGCAAGUUUCCUUGAAUUCUUAGUGGCCCAUCCCAAAAUGAAGAAGCCCUCGAUUUCCUCUAUUUUAAAAUGAAAAACUUGAUUAGAUGCCUCAUGGCUUUGAACAGAGCAUUAACUAAAAGGAAAGAACACAUCACACACAGAACUCUGGCUAAGUCCAGAGUCACGUGGCAAUCACAGACUCAAAAUGGCGUCUAUACGUUGUGAAUGUGGAUCGCUCGUGAAAUCACUGUUAAAACGACUCAGAAUUUCCCCUUCAGAACUAAAAAUUUACUAAAAUGGAUGAUCUUAGAGUCCAAGCAAAGAAACGAAGAGAAGGGUAGUCCAAUUAAACUACAUAUUGAGUUUUAUUUUUAACUUUGUACUUCACAUAAUUUACAUUGCAACUUUUCCAAAUUCUGCAGCAUAGUCGCACAUCAGGCAUUCAAACCUUAACUUUUGGUGGCCCUGGUCAGUUUUAACUUGCCACUGGCAGCCAUACGACCACCAAUGUUUGGCCCUGCUGUUUGCUCCAAAGCAUUAGCUGUUUCAAACUCCUAUUAGGACUGUGGCUGUAUUCAAUGCAAUGUGAUAUUAUGAGAUAAACUUUAUAUGUACUAUGUAUAAAGUAGAAUUUCAAUAAAACUGUGUAAAUGGUGAUAAAUGUGAAUAUUACUAAUUUCCAAAAAUAAAGGUAAUUUAAGUAAAAUUAAAAAAAGAAUUGAAGCAUCCCAUCUUGAAAAGCACGCCUUUAAUGCUAAAUGAUGCUAAAAUAUGAACCAAAGAAAUGAUCAGAUAAAUGAGGAAAUGUGCAGGAAAGCAUUUACAGAAGCACACAAAACAGGGAAGGAGUCCAUUUACUUAAAUACUCUCAAAUAUCAAAAUAAAAUUCUUUCUAUUUACAAUAGUAGAACUGGUACCUUGUACCAUUACUUACAAAUCACAGAUACAAACAAUGAAGUUAAAUAUGUUCAAUGUGACAAAAUUUUUAUUUCCUGUCUUUACCUUGUUUUACAAUUAGAUCUGUCAUAUUGGACGACCAAGAACAUUCACUGAGAACAAUGAUGACCUACAAAUCAUAUCAAUUAAGGAUAUGAUACAAGAGAGAGGUUGCAAUCUUGAUGAUGAACAGCCCCCUGAAACUUUAAGGAAUAUUCCCUCCCAAAAUCACAUAACACCUAAUCAACAUGAAGGUAGAGGGGCUGUUGACAUCCAACGGCAGCACCAUGAGCAUCAUGCUACUGAUGCCUUGCUGUGUAGAGGGAGAGGAAACACCAGCAUUCAAACGUUUGCCACCAAGUCUUACUCAACCUUUUCUAAACAAGCACCUACCAGUUUUCAGCCUCGUGCUCAGAAGGAAUCAAUACGAAACUGUACAACUUUAGAAAGAUCUCUCAAAGAACAUUUUGUCAAUGGUGUAGCAAGGUAUUUGUUGGGUUUACCUCUUUCAAGUGAUGACUUUUUGAGCCCUUCAAGCUCAAUUUCAGAGGUUGAAAAAAGUGGUAAAUGGCGAAAAGGAGGUAAGGAAUACUCAUUAGCUAAUCAUAUCAAUACUAGCAAAUAAUUUUGCGAAGUUCUUUCUGUGUAACAUUGAAAUGUGGGUAGUAGUCCACACACUCCAAAUGAUUGUUGUCAUCUUGUUGAGGGUGCAAAUCACAGAUUUUUGUCUCAUUUGAAGGGCUUAAAAAAAGGUAAGUUAUGUUGUAAUGUGAAGUUCUUGGGACUCGUGCCUCAAUGCUCUUCUUUGAAGCCAUGGUUUCUGUAUCUAGUCUCAAAGUCCUUUUCUGUAAGUCCAAUGUAUGUUUCAGAGGUGCUGUUGUCCUUACGUGUGAUGGUGGCUUGGUAGGUUAAAGAUGAAAGCUUUUUCUUGUCUAUUAGGGCAAGCACUUUCCGAAAGACUACGAACUUAGAAAAUCUUUAAUCGUAACACAGUCAAGAUCAGUUACAGCUGCAGGAGUAACCCUAAACAGAUCAUCGACAACCACAGCAAACACAUUUUAAAUUCAUCCAAACACAUCAAUGACACUGCAAACUCAAAGCUGCAACCUCAUGGUUACAUUGAAAAGUAUUUAAACUGUGGAAUGGUACUUGAUGUCCAUAUUUGCAGGCACAAAACAAGAACAGAGCUAAACAAUAAGGCAGUGCUUUGUGAUUUGAUCAAGGCAAUGGACAUACUUUUGGAAUGUGAACAAUAACAGCAGAGUAUGCUGUCUUUUUUAGGCUCAAAAUACCUUAAAUCUCCAGUCAAUCAUGAGAAUUGAAAAAAAAUAUAUGUAUCUAUAUAUUUGAAAUGUUAGUUAUAUUCAGCACUUUAUGACUGCUUAUUUAUAGCCAUGAAAGUCAGACAGAACCAUGAAAAAGUAGGUCCGAUGGUAUAUAUACCAUCUCACUAACAAAUGGCUAAAACAACCACACAAUUUGUCCAUUCCUGGGGUACAAUGGUACGACUUAGAGUCAUGUUUGAUGCAUACAUCUGGAAGAGUUUACUACCAAAUGUCACUUUUCUUAAAGUGUUGUUUUGUAACUAGUGUUUUUGAAAUAUGCAACAAAGCCUUUCUGAAAUUUCCGAGUUACUGUGUUGUUCACUAUGUUCAUUGUAAAGUUGUUUCAAACAAGAAAUUAUAAGAGGCCAUUGGUUCAUGAUUUAUGCAGUCCUCGAAAACUGGUCUUCUUGACCACAGUUAAAUGGUCCUCCUUUUUCAUUUUUCACCCUCAUUAAUUUGAUAACUUGAUUGAUAUCAUAUAUCUAAACAAAUGGGCACUUGAAGCAAAAAAUUGUGCAAAGGUGAAACAGACUCAAAAUUUUAAAAGCAACUAUUGUACUCUGCUUUUAAAAAAAUUCCUCUUCAAUUAAUUAUCAACACCUUUUCAAUGAGAAAAGACGGUAUAUUAAAUAUUUUUAAAUUGCAACAUUUUUGGAAAUGGGUGUAGACAUACAAUCGUACACCAUUUUAAAAAGAUUUCAAUUGAAAAAAAUAUAUAUCUAAUUACCUUUCCUCAUCAAAUCAUAUAUUUUAAAAUUUCAACGUUUUUUAAAAUGGGUGUAACUUUGAAAUGUAAUGAAUUCUGUUUUUACAACCUUGAAUUCUGCAGUUGGAGGUGAAUUCAAUGCAUUUGAUGGAGUAAACUUCAGACACUAUAAAGAAAAAACACUAAUUUCAAAUUAUGUUUGUUCUUAGGGCUCUUUAGACAAAUGUUAGUCAAAAACAAGACAAAUCUUUUGCUAGUUAAUGUGCAAGAGGUCCAACUGUUAGACAAUAGUAUACCAUUUACAGUAGUUCCAAGUUAUUGUUAUGUGAUUACUCCAUGCCACCAUUUUGAUGUCAUUAUAUGAAGCAAAUCCCAUGUUCUAAUUGGCUACUGAAGCAAAAAGGACCCAUCUUGCCUGCUCAAGAUUGCAUACUUUUAUCCAGCACAGGAAAAAUUACAUUUUGGAUGGACAAAAUCCAUAUUUUUUUUUCAAGUAUGUGGGCAAAGGAGUGGCCAAAAUGGGCAGAAGACAGCCAAAACAAAAGAAACACGAACAACUCUCCUUGCUUUAUUGUGCUCUUUCCCAGCUCUCCAAAGAAACAGUCAUUCUUGACGCUGAACAAGGCAAAACCUCUCUGCUUUACAAUAAAUCCUUUAUGGACCAAGUCUAUUUGAUGGCUAGAUAUUAGCCUUGUCUUUUUUUGUUUUUUAAGGACCAAGGUGAAGUCAAGGUCCAUUAAAAGGGAGUAAACAAACUCUGUAAAUAUCCAGGCUUCUUGAACUCAUGCUUGAUCAAUAGCACAUAUGUACUAAGGGGUCGACCUGUGUAAAGCAUUCACCCUGCCAUUCCCUGUUGGUACCGUUAAAUACAGGUUGGACUUAUUAUUAUCUACUAUUAGAUUGUUCUGGUAUCUAGCAGGUUAUCUCAAGGUUUGUUAACUACAAGGUUCUUGUACUCAGCAAUUGACUUCCAUUCUUCUGUCAGGUACUAUGCAAAUUUGGGAAGCAGCUCAGUUGUUUGAUAAAGACACUUUGGUUCAACUUAAGCAUGAAUGUGGAGGUCUUCAGACCUUGUUACGGAAUCACUAUCAUAUUUUCAAAGGUUUGCACUUGUUAGUUGUGGUUACCGUAGUACUUGUAGUAGGGGUACCAGUAAUUGUAGUAAUUGUCUUAUACUAGUAGUUGCUGGUACUGCAAUAAUUGUUGUUGCUGUGUUUUCCCUUUUUUUGUUCUGUCCGCAUAGAAUUUAGUUGUAACUCCAAAAUUUAAAGGGUCUCUCUCAUCUUUGUUAGUCAAGAAAUUAUGAUUUCACAGUAGAAGUUUUGUAUAAAAUCUUGACAUAGCGGUAACUCAAAAUUGUCUUAUUUAGUUACUGGUGGUUUAGUUGAACUGAGGGAUUGGAGUCAGGAAUCCUCAUGCCAUGGUGCAAAGAAGGCUAAUUUUGGAAAGAAGCAGCGAAGAUCUCAGGCAUUAAGGAAAACUUCAUUGUGCUGGUUUUACUUACAUCAUCCUGAUGGUUGUCCAGUGACAGCAGAGAAGUGUCAUUAUGCACACACAACAGAUGACCUUAGAGAACGACCCUCAGUGGAAGUCCUAAAUAGUUUGUAAGAGUAUUUAAAUCAUUAAAGAAGAUUUUUGUUACUUCCUAAAUGAAAACAGGAAGUGAUUGAGAAGAGACAUUCCUGUGAGAUUCAGAAAAAGCGUGAAAAACUGAUUAAUCAAAGACUUCAAGGAGUUAAAACCACAAACUAAUUACCACUGCUGUUUGCAAUUAAGCUUUCUGACACCUGAUUUGAAUUUCCUUUGCAACACGGUAACAUUCCGCCAAUUCCCUAAAUGUUCCAGUGUGAUUGGUUUUCCAAGUUUCACAGUACAAGUCAGUAAAGGGACAGAAAUUUGGGGGUUAUUAUUUCAAAGUGAAGGAUAGAGUCAAGGCCAAGAGAGCUGCAAUGCUUGGCAACUUGAAAGAAAAGUAAUCCUAUUGUCCUUGUAUAAUCAACUGCUAUUACAAAGCAAAUAGAUGUGCAAUGCAUUCCAGCCUCUUUUGUGUCUAAUUCCACCUCGCAAGUUUCAAACAAUGAAAACAAACUGAUAAAAAAAGGGAAAUUGUUUUCCUCUUCACUCUACUGGUAGCACUGCUUUUCUUGUGCAAGCUCAUGGGAUAAAUAUCAGUCUAGCUAUUUAGUCCUGGAAUGUUCUCUUUUAAUGAUGAACAAGUAUUUGGACCAUUUUAUCUAUUUACACCAGUUAGGUCCGGUUGAACCAGUUGGACUAUUUUAUCUGUUCGGAUAAUUUAAACGUUUGACCAUUCUAACUAGUUUGACAAUGUUAAAGGGUGGAAUCGUUCCAAUCAUUAGGACCAUUUUCUCAUAGACAAUUUUAACUAGUUGGAGCAUGAUAACUGGUUUGACCAUUUACUAGUUGGAUCAUUUUAGCCAGUUGGACCAUUUUCUCUAAUUAGACCAUUUUUACUGGUGGGACUUACUUCGCUGGUUGAAUCAUGAUCGCCAGUUAAAUUCCUUUAACUGGUUGGACUAUUUAAAUUAUUUGAACCAUUCAGUUGGACUAGUUGGACCUAGUUAGCCUAUUUCAUCUGUUUGGACAAUUUAAACCAAUCAGACCAAUUUAACCAAUUGGAACAGUUUAUCUAGUUAAACCAUUUUAAGCGAGUGGGCCAUUUUAUCUAGUUAGACCAUUUUAAGCUGUUGGACCAAUUUGAUCCAGUGAAGUUGGACCAUUUUGAACGAUUAGACCAUCUUAUCUAAUUAUAGCCUGAACCAUUGGAUUAUUUUAACUAGUUGGAUUAUUUUAACCAAUUAGAUCAUUUUAACUGAUUACACCGUUUUAUCCAGUUAGACCAUUUGAGAGUAUCCACAAGAGGACCAGGCAUGUUGUUAGGUUCAAAAAGGUUUUAAAAAUCCAGAGUAGUUUGGCCUCGUGAUUAAUCCGUGAGUUAAAAGAGCUCUCGGAUUAUAUCUCAGGGUUAAAAACCCAAAAUUGCUUCAAAAUUGCACUUCAACCAAAUAUAUCUUUAACUCGCACGAUGUGAUUGGUUGUUAUCCCCCUUGGCCCAAACGUUGUUAAAACCUUAACCAACCAAGGCCAGGUUGUUCAAAGCUGGGUUAAGAUAACCUAAGGUUAGUCUGAAAUCUGAUUUUAAAUAUGAAAGCUUCAAAAGAAAACUCACUGUAACUCUUUUUUGUUUACAAUUUGAUGAUUGUAUACUCCGAAAAAAAGUAGAGAAAGUUAUCUCAAAAAGGGAGUUAGAAAAUAGGAAUAAAGAAACUUGGAUGAAAAUCUAACCCUGGGUUAGCGCUAAUCGAUCUCUUUCAUGUUAGUAAAUAAUUUUUAAGUACUUAGUCAAGUAGUUACAUAAUUACUUACAUAAGGUAAGCUUCUUUACAAAGACUGGUGUCUGAUUCCUGGUCAAAAUUAACAUUCUUUUCAGUGAGAAGAACAGCACUUGCGAUCGCCAUGUACUCUCCAUACUUCAGACUCAAUCCAUCGGCAGUUCUUCCAAGUCCUCUCUUUACUAUGAAGUUAUUCAAAUCUUUCAGAGGUUGUCCUUCAUCAAGAGGAAGGAGACUUGACAAUGAUUUACAUGAGAGCUGAAGAAAUGUGUCCACGAUAGCUUCAUAAGUCUUCGUGGGGAACGAGGUCUUGUAUCUCUUGAAGAACUUCUCAACGUUGUGUGUAAAAUAGAACUAAUGCAGCGGUGUUCUCUAUGAAUGGUUUUGCAAUGCUUGUCAUCUGCUGUGGUUACCCAAAUGCUGAUUCUUUUAUGUCUUGUGCUGAACACUAAGUUCACAAGUUCAUUCUUCCUCUGCUUCACAUCUCUCGAAGCAGUGCAGUCAUCGAGAAUGAUCAGUGUAUUAGUUAUAAUUAUAGGUAUAAUUAAUGUUGAUGAGACUAUUCGAUCUGACCUUGAGGUGAAGCCGAGAUAAGCAAGUCAUUAUUAUUCCUCCGAAACUAUCAUACAUAACUUACAUGGCUCUUUUCUGGACACGCUUAAGGUCUUCACUAAGAUAUUCGGGAAGGCUGUGGUGGAAAAGGACAGUAUUCUAAUACUGGUCUUAUUACUGGUGUGAGGAUAGGUUUUCGCGCACUCUAACUGAACUUCAGGGGAAAUUAACUCGGUAGAGACCACUCUGCUAACGAGAACGGAAACUCGUCACGAUUUCCUGUUACACGGAGAUCUACUUCGAGCGUGCUUGUACAGACGUCAAGGAAGAGACAACGUUUUUGUUCCACAGCAGACUUUUAUUCAUAGAGCACUCUAACAUACAUCAUGCCAUAGUCAGAUCUAAACGUGUAAUCAUCAAAGCUGUACAAGGUACUGGCUUGAGAACUAACUGGUGUGGGGUGCUAUUGUUACACAAACCACAAUAUUUGAAUAAGGACACAAAGGAGCGGAAAAAAGUCUGAAGUUAGGCGAAAACUAAAAUAUUCCAUCUGAUUCUACGACGAAAAGAAUCUCAAAAUUAAAAAGACGGACGCAAUAAACUUGAGGCCAUAAAAAAUAGGAAACUUAGGUGCGAAUUCACAGCUCUGGUACAGAAAAUAUACCCAUCUUAAUUACAGUAGAGCAGCUUAGGAAAUAAAAACGGAAAAGCAAUUAAAAGUUUCUGCCUAUCUAUGGAAGGUUGUUGUGGAAACCUAUCAUAUGAAAAGAAAUUAAAGUUACGAGUAUAAACUCAGCUGCUGACUACCAUGAACACCAAGUUUUCCAGAAGGACCAAUAAUACAUAUUUACCUAAAAUUUCAUUAGUAAUGAUGAACAAAAGUACCGAUGCAUAAUGAAUGCGAGUAACAAGCAAAGUCUAUUCCAAAAGCUACUGAGGUUUUUUUUAUACUUUUUUUUUAUUUACUAAAAUGAAAGAACUUGAAUGAAC
Messenger RNA from Pocillopora meandrina, 37695 nucleotides. The record is from the annotation of a GenBank genome assembly. NCBI's taxonomy places the organism in Eukaryota, Metazoa, Cnidaria, Anthozoa, Scleractinia, Pocilloporidae.